This is a messenger RNA of Drosophila hydei, 359 nucleotides long. RefSeq lists its product as uncharacterized. The coding region runs from base 21 to 344 and encodes 107 amino acids. The record is from RefSeq and is a predicted model, not a curated record. The transcript has 2 exons. NCBI's taxonomy places the organism in Eukaryota, Metazoa, Arthropoda, Insecta, Diptera, Drosophilidae.
GCUGCUGCGGCUGGAGAGCGAUGACGACGACGAAGACGAGGAACAAGACGUGGAUGGCGUUUGCUUUAUGCCGCUGCUUCUUCACUUUUCUAUUGCACACACACACACGCGCGCUAAAUUCGCAAGAGCAUACGCACACAGCUGCACAAAACUUUCUGCUGUUUACAAACUUUUGCGACGUUUUCAAGUGCGCUCCGAGACGUGGACGUAGACGUAGACGUCGACGCUGGCAGCGACGUAAGCAGAGAGUGAACGAGAGAGCCCGCGGAUGCGAUUGCGACUGCGAUGUCGGAGCGGCGGCAACUUACUGUUUGUGGGUCAAAGCUAUAUGUGCACAUGCAUGAAAGGGGAUGGAAGGG